GCUGACAAGGACAUGCUCAGAGCCCUGGCAUGCACACGCAAUAGCAUCCUCCUUAACAGGCAGAUCAACAGACAGACCUCCAGGCACACCGACCGACCAACCAACGGAGCAGAGCCACUGACGGGCCGUGGUCAAAGGCACCGACCAACCGACGGAGUCAGGGGAGGCAGGCAGGCCAGCCAGGGUGCAUGAGCCAUGGGGAAGCAGGGCUACUUCAUCAGUAAGAAGCUGGGAUGGCUGGCGAUGUUCCUCGGGGUGGCCGGGGUAGCCACCAUCAUCGCCCUCUCCGUCGUCUACUCCCAGGAGAAGACCAAGAACGCCGAGGCAGUGCCUCCCACCACCACCACCACCACCCCUAGUAGCACUACCACUGGACCUACUCCACACACCACCCCGGCCCCAUCCAACGAGCCCUGGGACAGCUACCGGCUGCCGAUGACCCUCAAGCCCUCUGUGUACAACGUGACGCUGUGGCCUCGGCUGACCAUGAACGAGCACGGGCUGUACGUGUUCACCGGCCACUCCACGGUGGACUUCCAGUGUGUCAACGCCACAGACCUGAUCCUCAUCCACUCCAACAAGCUCAACCUCACCAAGAUGGACGGCGGAGAGCAUCACGCCAGGCUGACGGGUCUGGACGGAGCCGUGGCGCCGGGAAUCAAGAGCACCUGGCUGCAGGUGACCACCCAGUACCUGGUGAUCCAGCUGAAUGGGAAGCUGGCCGAGGGCAAGAACUACCAACUGCACACAGAGUUCAUUGGGGAGCUGGCGGACGACCUGGGAGGAUUCUACAGGAGCGAGUACUACGAAGGGACACAGCUGAAGGUGCUGGCGACUACUCAGAUGCAGCCUACGGAUGCGAGGAAGGCCUUCCCCUGUUUCGAUGAGCCGGCGCUGAAGGCUGUGUUCCACAUGACCCUCAUCCACGACCGCGGCACAGUGGCCUUGGCUAACGGCAUGGAGAUCGGUACGGUGAACACCACUCAUGAGGGGCAGAUGGUCUCCAUCACCACGUUUGAGCCCACACCUAUCAUGUCCACCUACCUGCUGGCCUUCGUCGUGUGCGAAUAUGAAUUCAUCAGAACGCCUGCCACAGAAAAAGUCCUGAUCCGUAUCUGGGCUCGGCCCCAGGCCAUAGCUGAGCGCCAGGGAGACUACGCUCUGGAGAAGACCGGCCCCAUCCUGCAGUUCUUCGAAAACUACUACAGCUCAGCAUACCCACUCAACAAAUCAGAUCAGAUUGCAUUGCCGGACUUCAGUGCAGGGGCGAUGGAGAACUGGGGACUGAUCACCUACCGAGAGACGGCCCUCCUCUACAACAACAUGACAUCAUCAAACGGGGACAAGGAAUGGGUGGCCACCGUCAUCGCCCACGAACUGGCUCACAUGUGGUUUGGUAACCUGGUGACUAUGGAAUGGUGGAAUGACCUGUGGCUGAAUGAAGGCUUUGCCACCUAUGUGUCCUACCUAGGAGCCGACUAUGCAGAGCCAGAAUGGAGAAUGAAAGAGCUGUUUGUGUUGGGCACGGUGCAGCCGGUGUUUGGUGUGGACGCCCUGAGCUCCUCCCACCCCCUCUCCUACCCUGUUGCCGAGAUCAACUCUCCCGCCCAGAUCAGCGAACUCUUUGACUCCAUCACCUACAGCAAGGGGGCGUCUGUCAUCCGCAUGCUGUCUGAGUUCCUGACGGAGGAGGUGUUCAAAAGUGGCCUGAGUACCUACUUGGAUGAGUUUGCGUACCAAAACACUGUCUACAAAGACCUUUGGAAACACCUGCAAGAUGUGGUGGACAAGACUCCGGGGCUGGAUCUUCCCGCCGGAGGAAUCGAGGAAAUCAUGAACCGCUGGAUACUGCAGAUGGGAUUCCCUGUCGUUACCGUGGACACCGGCACAGGAAUGGUCAGCCAGGAGCACUUCCUGAUUGACCCGGACGCCGUGGUGGACCGGCCCUCUGUCUACAAGUAUGAGUGGAUUGUGCCCAUUACCUGGAUGAAGAACGGGGUUAAACAAAAUUCUAUCUGGCUGUCCACAAAGACAGCCGAACAGCUGCCUAUGAAGACCACAGACUGGGUACUAGUCAACCUGGAUGUGGCCGGCUUCUACAGGGUUAACUACGACCACGCCAACUGGGAGAGGCUGCUGACCCAGCUCAGCGCUGACCACAAGGUAAUCCCAGUCAUCAACAGAGCUCAGAUAGUGGAUGAUGCCUUCAAUCUGGCCAGAGCUGAGAUCAUAGACACGGUGCUUGCGUUGCGCACCACCCAGUACCUGGACAAGGAGACGGACUACAUGCCGUGGGAGGCGGCCAUACGCAGCCUGGGAUACUACUUCCUCAUGUUCGACCGCACAGAGGUCUACGGCACCAUGCAGAAAUACAUGAAGAUGAAAGUAGGUCCUCUAUUCACCUACUUCGCAGGCAUCACAGACAACUGGACUAAGGUCCCCGAGGGACACAUGGACCAGUUCAACCAAGUGAAUGCGAUCUCCAUGGCGUGUAAGGUGGGAGUGGAGGGCUGUGCUGAGCUCACUCUGGCCAUGUUCACCAAGUGGAUGGAAGACCCAGAGAAGAACGCCAUCCACCCGAACCUGAAGCAGGUGGUGUACUGUAACGGGCUCGCGGCGGGCGGCGUGGACGAGUGGAACUUCGCCUGGCACGCCUUCAAGAACACCUCCAGCGCCGCCGAGGCUGAGAAGCUGCUCUACGCACUCUCAUGCACCAAGAUACCCUGGCUGCUGAACAGGUACCUGCAGUACUCUCUGGACCCAGACAUGGUGCGCAAGCAGGACGCCACCUUCUCCAUCGUCUACAUUGCGGGCAACGUGAUUGGUCAGCCACUGGCCUGGGACUUCAUCAGGGCCAACUGGGAGUACAUCUACAACGAUUAUGGUGGUGGUGGCCUGUCCUUUGGUCGUCUCAUCACCGGAGUCACAGAGAGAUUCUCCACUGAUUUUGAGCUCAAACAGCUGCUGGCCUUCAAGGCUGAGCAUGCGGAGACAGGUUUCGGCUCGGCCACCAUCGCUCUGGACCAGGCCAUUGAGAAGACCAAGGCCAACAUCAACUGGGUCAAGCAGAACCAGGACAAGAUCAACGACUGGCUCACCGCAGCUGCUGCCUGAAGACACUGAGUGAUUGGACGAUUGUGGGGAGGAUGGACUGGGAGUGAAUGGAAACUAGUCAGAGUGAAUGGAAGCUAGUCAGAAUUGAAUGGGAGUGAAUGGAGGCUAGUCAGAAUUGAAUGGGAGUGAAUGGAGGCUAGUCAGAAUUGAAUGGGAGUGAAUAGAAGCUAGUUGUGAUUGAAUUGGAGCGAAUGGAAACUAGUCAGAAUUGAAUGGGAGUGAAUGGAAGCUAGUUGUGAUUGAAUUGAAGUGAGUGGCAGAUAGCCAGGAUUGAUUGGGAGUGAAUGGUCAAACAGAUGUGUGAAUUCCAGGUUCAGAAAGUAAAAAUUCCCGCCACCAAUUUGAUCCAACCAUCUCUGAAUCAGCUGAUGGUAAUGAGGACCAUGGCCAUAACUACCAUUGAGGACACAGGAAACUGUUUCAGGAUGUUAACUUCUGAAACAGUUGUUUGACACCUCUGUGGAUGGUAGCUAUUCUGAAUGAGAGUGAAUGGAAUAUAGGAAGUAUGAAUGAAUGAAUGAAUGAAUGAAUGAAUGAAUGAAUGAAUGAAUGAAUGAAUGAAUGAAUGAAUGAAUGAAUGAACACUGAAUUGAUGGAAACCUGUGAUAUUGAAUGAGAGCGAAUUGAACACAGUGGGACUGAAUGAGAGCGAAUGAGAGAGUACAUUCUCUUUACCUGCCAUUGGGACAACUCACAGUGCACAGAACAACAUCUUAUCCCUCUAAACCCAAAUAUAGAAUGCAGGUUCCCUAGUCGAAUUACAUUAUCCAAAUGAGAAUGCAUUCUUCCAUCCAACAUUGCAGAACAAAACAAUACAGCUUAUUAAUAUUGCAAAGAUAGGUUUCAAGCCCUCCCAGUUGGCCAGGGUCAUAUGCAGAAAUGAAAUGUCAUUCUGUGUCCUUUGCCUUGUGGUAUGGAUCCAUGUGUAUGUGUGUGUAUGUUUGCCUUGUAAAAUCAAUAUGUAGUUCUAACUGUAUGUAUUGUUUUCCCAAAACAUGAGAUUAGACAGCAAAUGGAUUAUUUAUUUUCUAGUCCAAAUCCUUCCUUCAACGUGUUUGACUCAGGGCAUUAUGAUUUCGUAGUUUCAUGUAGUUACAGCACUUGACCUCUGGGGGGCAGACAUCUGCACCAAAGCAGGUUGAGAGUCACACAUGUACAGUAUGUAAUUGGUGGUUUUUGUUCUAAUGUCACAUUGCCUUGACCUGACGAACCAGCAAUACCCAACUUUGUUGUUAUUUAAAUGUACAAAUCUGAUUGUUUAAUAUAACAUGGAAUAUAGAAUAUAUAGAAUUUAGACGAUACUUGUGGCACCAGCACUUUGAAAAGCUGUGUUCCUGUUCAAGUUUACAUUCGGAAGCAAGUGGCUGAAGACCUGCCUGUAAAUGUCAUAAAUGUGUCUUUGGUGAUUCUAUUUU
Engraulis encrasicolus (European anchovy) is the source of this 4529-nucleotide messenger RNA. Its product is annotated as aminopeptidase N-like. The record is from RefSeq and is a predicted model, not a curated record. The coding region runs from base 196 to 3114 and encodes 972 amino acids. Gene Ontology annotation, molecular function: zinc ion binding; metalloaminopeptidase activity; peptide binding. Gene Ontology annotation, cellular component: plasma membrane; cytoplasm. The transcript is spliced from 22 exons. NCBI's taxonomy places the organism in Eukaryota, Metazoa, Chordata, Actinopteri, Clupeiformes, Engraulidae. Gene Ontology annotation, biological process: peptide catabolic process; proteolysis.